GUUCUGGCCAGGUGCCCGCCCCGGGAGCCGUGCUCGGUCGGCGGUCCUCAGAACCGAUGUCUGUGCCCCCAGUUAAUAGGAAAUUUCACUUUCGGUCCUCUUCGAGUUCUGUCUUCUCUGCUUUCCCUGCAGAAAGUAUUUUUAUGGUUGGAAGUGUUUUACUAGUCGCCGUAGCAUAGCUCUGCCACAGCGUUAGGCAUCCGAGUUUAAAGGCACGUUUUUUUAGAAAUUCCCUUGACCCAGGGUUCUGUUGCAUUGAACAUUUUCUCCUGGAUGUUUCUGCACAGUGGUAGGAUACUGUUGCAAAAAACACCAUGAGUAUAUACACAUUUUGAUAAACAUUUGUUAACAAAAAUAAAGCUUAUUUGUAAAAGCAGGUCUCCAUAAGGUGGCUUAUUUUCUGUCUCAUUUGUCCAUUUAUCCAUGUUUGAGUUUUGCUGAACAAGAAUGAGUUUAUUAUCAAUUCUUGUUCACACAGCUCUGUAGAUGGCAGUCAGGAAGUUCCCUGGCAGGCAGCCUGUUUUAGGGUGAGAAGUUGAGGAGCAGCAAGUGGAUUCCUGUGUGAGAUCCUUGCCUGGGUUCCCUUGGAAAGUCGUGCCUGAACAGCCGCAGCUGAAGGUCCCUGCUGUAAAAUACAGGCACCAGAAACGUUUCUAAGAAGCCGGGGGGCACUGACAUUGGGCUGGUAACUUAACUUCUCGAGCCUCAGCCUCCACUGCUGUAAAAUGGGCAUAAAAAAAUGGAACAGUCGAGAAACAGGUGGCGCAGGCGCAUUUGUAUGCGUGAGCCAGGGUUACACAGGGACUGCUUUCAAAAGUGUCACCGAUUUGGGGCGAUAACCUGGAGCGCCUAUCUGUGGAGUCGCUUCUAACGCCAGGCUCAAAGGAGCAAGGGUAGAAGCAGGAGGCUGUCAGAGAAGGCUUCCAGUCGAGGAUCCAGGGAGAGCAAGGAAACACUGCUCCCUCCAAGUCCUCCCUCCCUCUGCUGGAGUUUGCCGCCAGAAGCCAGAGGGCCAGCCAGGUGGCCUUGUGUGGUCCCCCAGAGCAGGGUGGUCAGGAUGGAAAGUGGGUCUGGAGGAGCAAACGCUGGAGGUUGCCUGCUAUACAGUGUCGUUCCUGCUAUGAGGAAUACAUGUAGCGCUUCAUGUGAAGGCUUAAAGAGGCCUCUGGCAGGUGAUAACAGCUUGUACAGACCUGGAGACAUGGAGCUCAGCACUUGACAGGACAGCAGCAGUGUUAAAAACGCGGAGGCCUUAGCAUUUAAUGAGCUCCUGUACAGGCAUGGUCAAAAGCCUGUUUCUCUAAAGCCCAAUCCUGGGCUUUCACCACAACUUGCCUUCUGCUCUGUGCCAAACUCGGCCCAAUAAGUGGAUCCUCAGAGGGAACUGGAGUUGGCUUUUCUGGGCACCCACUGUGCAGCGUAAACCAGCACUGCCAGACAGAACUUUCUGUGAUGACGGAAAUGUUCUAAUCUGCAGUGUCCCCUCUGGUGGCCACCAGCCACGUGGGGCUGUGAGCACUUGACAUGAGGAGUUGGACUUUAAGUUUUAAUUUUCAUUAACUUAAAUGUACAUAGCCAUGUGUGGCUAGUGGUUACCGUUUUGGAAAGUGCAGGUAUAGCUUUGUAGGAAGACAGACCCCGAAAGGCAGGAGGAGUAAAGGUGAAUUUAUUGUUUGCUUGGCAAGGGAGGGCCACAGGGUCUCCCCAGACAGAAAUUGGAAGGCAGAAGGAGGAAGUACGCCCAGUUAGACAGCAUUCUGAGUUUCGGGGCUCAGGAUUGCCAGCCUUCAGGUUUCGGGGCAGCAGAGCUGGGAGCAUCUGGGAUGGGGGGCGUGGCUCCCGGCAGGCUCAGCAGGAUGCACGGGGACUGCUGAUUGGUGAGUCUUUUUCCUCUGGCCUCUCAUCAGUGUCCCCUGCUGCCCCCUCCAACUCUGUGACCACGGUUAAGUCAUUUCACCUCUCUUUGCCUCAGUUUUCUCUUCUGUCAAUUGGGGAUAUAACAGUACUUUCUUCACAGAGUUGUUAUGAGGACUAAAUGAGUUAAUCCUGGAAAAAUACCUCAAGCAGUAUCUGCACAGAGUGAGAUGUUCAGAGCCUCUUUGACUCUGCGUACUGAUUUUGAGCUCCACGUGGACGUUAGGAGCACCAGGAGUUCAUUCCUUCUUACUGUGGGGCUGCCUCCCAGCUCGCUGCUCCUCCUACCUGCUGAUGAGCUUUGAGUGAUAUCCAGUCGAUACAGCGUCGUUGAUUGAAAAGACCAUCCCUUCCCUGUUGGAACUCUCCUGGCACCUUUCGCAGAAAGCACUUCACUGGCUGCCCUUGUCCCCCCGCUGCCCUGCCCAUCCGUCUCAGGGCCUUCAGCACCCGGCUGCCGUGAUUACAGCAGCAGAACUUGCAGUCAGCAAUGAGCUUCAUAAGAGCAAGCCACAAGAUAGAGGGCUCAGCACAUCAAACCACCAGUCCCCAAUGUUUGUGAGAACAUCUGCAACCAUCCAGGGGCCGUGAUGCCAUCGAGGCUCUUUUCGGCAACGCUCUGGACCGUGCUGGAGGGCCUGGGGCUCUGGGGCCCAGCCACCCUCACCACACGUGGGCCAGGCCGGCACCUGUCCGUCAGCUCUGCGAACUGCACCGGCCCCCAGGAGCCCCCCCGAAAGAAACUGCUCUCGGAAAAGAAGCUGAAACGGUACUUUGUGGAUCAUCGGAGAGUGUGUGUCCGCGGAGGCAACGGAGGCAGCGGGAUGAGCUGCUUCCACAGCGAGCCCAGGAAGGAGUUCGGGGGCCCCGAUGGCGGCGACGGAGGCAGCGGCGGCCAUGUCAUCCUGAGAGUUGACAGGCGGGUGAAAUCCUUGUCCUCAGUCCUGUCGCGGUAUCAGGGUUUCAACGGAGAGGAUGGUGGCCGGAAAAACUGCUUUGGACGCAACGGUGGGCCCCUGUAUGUCCAGGUUCCCCUGGGGACACUAGUCAAGGAGGGAAACGAAGUCGUGGCUGACCUCUCUCGUCCGGGCGAUGAGUACGUCGCCGCGCUGGGGGGCAUGGGGGGAAAGGGCAACCGCUUCUUCCUGGCCAACGACAACCGUGCCCCCACAACCUGCACCCCUGGGCAGCCGGGCCAGGAGCGUCUUCUCCUCCUGGAACUCAAGACAGUGGCGCACGCAGGGCUGGUUGGAUUCCCCAACGCCGGCAAGUCCUCCCUGCUGCGAGCCCUUUCGAACGCCAGGCCCGCCGUGGCUCCGUACCCCUUCACAACCCUCAACCCCCACGUUGGCAUCGUUCACUACGAAGGCCACCAGCAGAUUGCAGUGGCCGACAUCCCCGGCAUCAUCCGCGGUGCGCACCAGAACCGGGGCCUGGGGCUCGCCUUCCUGAGGCACGUGGAGCGGUGCCGCUUCCUCCUGUUCGUGGUGGAUCUUUCCACGCCAGAGCCGUGGACACAGGUUGAGGCCUUAAAAUACGAGCUGGAGAAGUAUGAAGUGGGCCUGUCUGAGAGGCCCCAUGCCAUCGUGGGGAACAAAGUGGACCUCCCCGAGGCCCGAGCCCGCCUCCCCCAGCUGCGGGCUCGCCUGGGGCAGCGGGUCAUCGCCCUGUCGGCCCUGACCGGGCAGAACUUGGAGGAGCUGCUGCUGCACCUGAAGGAGCUGCACGACGAGGUCGCGGGGGCCGAGCUCAGCCAGGGCCGCGAGCCCCUGAGGUGGUAGUGGGGCCGCCACCGCCAGCACGUCCCUCCAGGGGGAGCGCCCGCACCCAGGAAGGCAGCCAGAGACGGUGGGGGUGGGACAGCCACAGAUCGCAGGAGGUUUUCCAGGCUGCUGCACAAAUAAAGCCUCAUUAUCAAAG
Choloepus didactylus (southern two-toed sloth) is the source of this 3834-nucleotide messenger RNA. It is a transcript of the gene MTG2, whose product is annotated as mitochondrial ribosome associated GTPase 2. Gene Ontology annotation, molecular function: GTPase activity; magnesium ion binding; GTP binding. Gene Ontology annotation, cellular component: mitochondrion. The record is from RefSeq and is a predicted model, not a curated record. The transcript has 10 exons. Lineage: Eukaryota; Metazoa; Chordata; Mammalia; Pilosa; Megalonychidae. The coding region runs from base 2505 to 3695 and encodes 396 amino acids.